AUGUGUCUCGAAAAUUCAUUUUUAGGAGGAAAUCCAGAGAUCAUGAGUGAAUGUUUGAAAUAUCAAAGACCAAAUGUAUAUUGCAUGGAAAAUGCACUUAUUUCACACAAUAUUGAUUUUGUUACAUUCUUGAUGAAUGAGUACAAACUCCCGAUCUACCCAAUUGAUUGCAUUAGUUAUAAUAACCUUGAAUCAUUUUUAGUUUAUUGCGAUCAAACUAAUGAUAUUGAUUCAUGCUUUUUUUAUUCAGCAAUGAUUGAUAUUCCAUCCCUUUGCGAAUAUUUCCUAUCACAUGGUGCAAAUAUCAAUACAAAAGGUUAUCGUCAAGCAACAGCUCUUCAAGUUGCCGCACGAUAUAAUUGUAAAGGAAUAGCCGAAUUUCUUAUUUUACAUGGUGCAAAUAUCAAUGAAAAAGAUGAUGAUGGAAAAACUGCUCUUCAAUUCGCAGCAGACUAUAAUAAAGAUGAAGUAGCUGAACUUCUUAUUUUGCACGAUGCAAGCAUCAAUGGAAUAAAUAAAGUUGGAAGAAAUGCUCUUCAAUACGCAGCAGAAAAUAACAAUAAAGCAAUAGCCGAACUUCUGAUUUCGCAUGGUGGAAAUAUCAAUGAAAAAAAUGAAUAUGGAAAAACCGCGCUUCAUAUUGCAGCUGACAAGAAUAGUAAAGAAAUAGUCGAACUUCUUCUUUUACAUGGCGCAAAUGUCAAUGAAAGCAAUAACAAAGGAAAGACAGCUCUUCUUAUUGCAGCAGAAAAUAACAAUAAAGAAAUAGUCGAACUUCUUCUUUUACAUGGCGCAAAUGUCAAUGAAAGCGAUAACGAUGGAAAAACAGCUCUUCUUAUUGCAGCUGACAAUAAUAGUAAAGAAAUAGCCGAAAUUCUUAUUUCACAUGGUGCGAAUAUCAAUGAAAAAAAGUAA
Trichomonas vaginalis G3 is the source of this 915-nucleotide messenger RNA. Its product is annotated as ankyrin repeat and SOCS box-containing protein 4 family. The transcript has a single exon. The coding region runs from base 1 to 915 and encodes 304 amino acids. The record is from RefSeq and is a predicted model, not a curated record. Gene Ontology annotation, molecular function: protein binding. Lineage: Eukaryota; Parabasalia; Trichomonadida; Trichomonadidae.